Messenger RNA from Lachancea thermotolerans CBS 6340, 1227 nucleotides. Its product is annotated as KLTH0G04312p. The transcript has a single exon. Gene Ontology annotation, cellular component: membrane. Gene Ontology annotation, biological process: regulation of peptide transport. NCBI's taxonomy places the organism in Eukaryota, Fungi, Ascomycota, Saccharomycetes, Saccharomycetales, Saccharomycetaceae. The record is from RefSeq and is a predicted model, not a curated record. Bases 1 to 1227 code for a protein of 408 amino acids.
AUGGGCAUUCGGACUAACAGCCAGAAGUGGACGCUGGGGCUGAUCUUCCUGGGGGUAGUGGUGAUCCUGUGGGUGCUCUCAUCGUUUCUGAUCAACCAGAUCUUCGAGGACGGGUUGUAUCGCAAGCCGUUCCUGCUCACUUACAUCAACACGGCAUCGUUCGUGUUCUACCUGCUGCCGACGUUCCGCGCGGUGUGCGCGAACUACUGGGCCACGGGCAGCUUCCACAUCCGGCGCGAGCUCGUGCUCGAGGAGGAGGGCCCGCACGAGGAGCGCGAGCUGCCACUCGACGAAGAGCAGGGCGCUGCGAGCGCGGCCGCCGGCGCGGCCGCGGCGGCGACCACGCUGUCGCCGCUGAUACCCAAGGACAGCGCCGAGGCGCCCAACGAUGCUUUGACCGGCGCAAAGCUCUCUCUGCGCGCGACCAUCCAGCUCAGCGGCCAGUUCUGCAUUCUGUGGUUCCUCGCUAACCUCGUGACCAACGCCUCACUCUCUUACACCUCCGUCGCGUCGCAGACCAUACUGUCGUCGACGUCGUCGUUCUUCACGCUGCUGAUCGGCUCGCUGUUCCACGUUGAAAGCGUCAACCGUGUCAAGGUCCUGGGCUCCGUGAUUUCCUUCGUCGGCAUCGUCUUCGUCACCAAGUCCGACGCGGACAACACCGCCAGCGCGGGUGAGGUCCACUCCGCGGUCCCCUACAAGUUCCACAACGGCAUCUCUUCAGACAACACCGAGGCCUUUGUGAUCUUCUGCGGCAACCUGCUGGCGCUUGCCGGCGCGCUGUUCUACGGCCUGUACUGCACGCUGCUCAAGUGGCGCAUCAGAGACGAGACAAGGGUCAACAUGAAGAUCUUCUUCGGGUUCGUGGGCCUCUUCACGCUCGUGCUACUGUGGCCCACCGUCGUCCUUCUGCAUUUCCUCGGCUGGGAGACCUUCGAGCUGCCCCCAACGCCCCAGGUGCUGGCGAUUGUCCUGUUUAACUGCGUCAUCACCUUCAUCAGCGACUUCUGCUGGGCUAAGGCGAUGCUCCUGACGUCCCCGCUGACCGUGACCGUGGGGCUCAGCACCACGAUCCCCUUUGCGAUGCUGGGCGACUUCUUAUUCAAAUCCAGGCCCAUGUCGUUCAUAUACCUACUGGGCGCGGCCCUGAUAUGCGCAAGCUUCUUUAUCGUGAACAAGGAAUCCGAGGAGGAGUUCCAACUAGAUGAGCACCAAAGUGUUGCUUAA